UGUUUUUAUCAUCGCAACUGCCAGGAGAUCAAUCAAUAAUAGUCCAUUUGGACAUCCUGCGUUAUGCAACCGAUGCAAGUACAGAGCAAACUAUAAAUAGAAGCGAUCAGACGUUAAAUAUGAAAUAGUUCAGACCGGCCAUACUGCAAAGGAAGCGUUUGGAUGUUUGAGUGGUCUUAUAAGRAGGACGAACCGGGGAUCAUCAUCGAUACCCCAUUAUUAAGUCGACUCAAGUGGACGACUGAGCCGGCUUACGUUGGUUGUGAGUCAUACUAAUGAGAUAAAAGUAUCUUCAUGUGCUAUCAAAAACCGAUAUGGUCAAAUUAUGGCAGCUCCACGUAGUCCUAAAGAAGCAAACUUAAUCCAAGCAUAACUGCCGCGAAACUUUGCUUUGGACAUGAAGUUGUACUGGCAGGUGGGCGUGACUCUGUUUAUGUCAUUAUUAAUAUUUYACUUUGAUGGACAGCCGAAUUGCUCUCAAGAAAAUAACAGCAGUUUUGCAAAGCUUCAGCUUAACAAGAGAUAUAUAUCUUACGGUGUUACUGAAGAUGAAGGAUUUAACAGCAGACUUGACGUUUUUAUUCGAGUUGCAAACUUGAUCAAAUCAUUGCAGAAAAAGGAACAAAACUUGAUUUUAGUACUACCCCCAUGGGAACAUCUUAGACACUGGAAAUCUCCCUUUUCCCAGGAAAAGAUACCUUGGAGAAYGUUUUUCGACUUAAAAARUUUAAAAGCGUACUUAGAUGUUAUUGAAAUGGAUGAUUUGUUAGAAAUGGAAGCGGCAUUUCAGUUUGAUAAAGUUUAUAUCCUUCAAAGAGAUUUACAUUUAGUCUUCGAAGAUAACGAGAUUGUCGAGAGGUCRCCUUGUUUAGUGAUUCCGGAAUAUCAUCGUGACAUCACUGGAUUGUACAGAGGAAUUCUGGGAUACAAUGAGCUGUUUACGCAUGAAUAUGAAUGUUUAUCUUUGCGUGGCACUGGUCGAAAAAUUCUGAAAUUCCUGACUAGCAGCGCAAUAUUAAAGAGAAAAACAAGAUCCAUAUUUGUUGACCGUUUUGAAGAAGUCCUACACAUUCAUUAUGGACAAAGGGAUUAUUGGGAAGCCAGAAGAAGUUUGGUGUUUGCAAAGCAUUUACGUGAUGAAGGUGACAAAUUCCGCAGAGAAAAACUCAAUUCUACUGAUGAAGAAGAUGAAACAGUGAUGGAUGACGACUGGAGAAAGAACAGAAAGAAAGAAGGCUCUGCCAAAGGUGGACCAUAUCUUGCUGUUCAUUUAAGAAGAGCUGAUUUCCUUUAUGCCCAUCCAGAAAAGGUGCCAUCUCUUGAUGGAGUUGUUAAGCAAAUAAAGAAACUAUUAAAGAAACACAAAUUAGAAAAGGUGUUUGUAGCAACAGAUACUGAAACCAAAGAUAUCAAGUACCUCAAAAAGAAACUACCUUUAGUGAAGUAUGUGCCAAAAAAGUCAUUACUGGAGAAAUAUGGAGAUGGAGGAGUUGCCAUUAUUGACCAGUGGAUUUGUGCACAUGCAAAGUUUUUCAUAGGAACUUGUGAAUCAACAUUUUCAUUUAGAAUUCAUGAAGAGAGAGACAUUUUAGGUUUCCAUGGUGAUCAAACGUUUAACUGUCUAUGUGGUGAUAAAGAGAUUGGGAAGUGUGAACAGCCUACUAAAUGGAGAAUAGUUUAUUAGAAAGAGAUUCCAAAUACAAUAUAUGAAGGAAGUCAAUCUAAUUUUAUCAACAUAUAAAAGUUAAUCACCUUUCUUUCAUCUUUGCAUAUCUCAUAUCUCAUCUCUCAGUUCAGCUGUUGAUAGACUGAAUGCAUUUAAUCCAUGAAUGUAUACUACAYAAAAAUAGCACAAAAUUGUAUGUACUAAAUCUGGUACUUCUUUGAAUGACCACGAUUGUUCUUUGUGAACGACACUUAUUAAAUUGGACAACACAGUGUACUAAAUAGGGUGUCAGUACAAUUUAAGGGAUUAUGUGCUUUCACUCUAGUGUUGUAACUAUCUCAUAAAUGCAUAUAUCUCAAAUAAAUUUAGUAAGAUUUGUCAUAAACAUAAGACUAGUUAGCAUUUGCUUCUAUAAAAAUUAUAAGGRCCUUUAUUUAAAUGAAAGUACUUUAGGUAGGUAGAUAAUAAUAAUAAUUGGGGACAUAAACCUUACAAGGUGGCAAGAAAAGAGAAUUAAAACAUCCAACUUGUCAUUAAACUGAAGUUUGUGAACUAAGUUUGUUGCCUUUACUUGGAAAAUUAAUAACAGCAAACUGUUACACAAACUUGUUAUUUGUACAACAAGAUGGCUCAACCUGCAGCAUCUAUGUUUGGUGUUUGACAAGUUAGAUGGGCAUCUSACCAUCUGACAGUUUUGACAUCCCUGUCAAUUGUAAAAUCAAUAUCACAACAURCAUGUAAGUAACAGGUGAAGCCUAGAAAAUAUUUUUGAAAUACAGUUUUAAACAAAGAGCAAUUAUAUUCAAAAUUAGGAAUUGAUUCUAGCAACAAAGAGUUCAGUAUGUAAUAAACUUUAUUUAAACAAAGUGUUA
This is a messenger RNA of Exaiptasia diaphana, 2538 nucleotides long. Its product is annotated as GDP-fucose protein O-fucosyltransferase 2. Gene Ontology annotation, molecular function: peptide-O-fucosyltransferase activity. The transcript is spliced from 4 exons. Gene Ontology annotation, biological process: protein O-linked glycosylation via fucose. The coding region runs from base 398 to 1684 and encodes 428 amino acids. Lineage: Eukaryota; Metazoa; Cnidaria; Anthozoa; Actiniaria; Aiptasiidae. The record is from RefSeq and is a predicted model, not a curated record.